Glycine soja is the source of this 675-nucleotide messenger RNA. RefSeq names its product glycine-rich cell wall structural protein-like. Bases 1 to 675 code for a protein of 224 amino acids. The record is from RefSeq and is a predicted model, not a curated record. The transcript has 2 exons. NCBI's taxonomy places the organism in Eukaryota, Viridiplantae, Streptophyta, Magnoliopsida, Fabales, Fabaceae.
AUGGCCAUAUUUUCACGUAAUGUUACAAUGCAUAUCAUUUUACUGAUGAUAAUAAUCAUUGGGACAGUAGAAGGACGAAAAGUUCAAAAUUGUGGUAGUAUAGGAAGUGGUGGAGGAGCGAGGGGAGGUUUUAAUAGUGAUAAAAAUGGUGUUCAAAGUGGGGGAAGUGGAAACAAUAUUGGUAUAGGUGGAGGAGGAGGUGGAAGUGGAAGUACUGGGGUUGGUGGAGAUGUAGGAGGUAGCAUAGGUGGUGGUGGAAGUGUUGGUGGAGGUGUAGGAGGAGGUGCUAGUGUUGGUGGAGGUGUAGGAGGAGCUGGAGGUGCAGGAAUUGGAGGAGGUGCUGGAAUUGGUGGAGGUGCAGGUGGAAGUGUAGGUGUAGGAGGAGGUGGAGGUGGAGGUACUAGAAUUGGUGGAUGUGGAGGUGGUGGUGGUGGAGGUGCAGGAGUUGGUGUCGGUGGUGGUGGAAAUGUAAGUGCAGGGGGAAGUGGAGGUGUUGGUGCAGAAGGAGGUGGUGGAAUUGGUGGAUGUGGAGGAGCAAGUGGUGGUGGAGGUGUAAGUGUUGGAGGAGGUGUUGGUGGAGUUGGAGGUGCUAGAAUUGGUGGAAGUGGAGGUACAGGGAUUGGUUCAAGUGCGGGAGGAGUGGGUGCAAGAGGAAGUGUUGGUGUUGGUGGAUGA